This is a messenger RNA of Actinia tenebrosa (Australian red waratah sea anemone), 697 nucleotides long. RefSeq lists its product as uncharacterized. Gene Ontology annotation, molecular function: oligosaccharide binding. The record is from RefSeq and is a predicted model, not a curated record. Lineage: Eukaryota; Metazoa; Cnidaria; Anthozoa; Actiniaria; Actiniidae.
CGCCAGACGUUGUCUCGUAUGCAGUCCAUCAAGAGUCACUCUACACACUGGAGAGCCACGUGUAGUUACCCUGCACACGGGGUAGACUACAGGGACUACGUCAGGGGAAACUUCAAGGACUUCGACAUCAUGACCUUCCUUGGUGGUGGAGUGUGUAAGAAAGUGGAGUACAUCAACAUCCGUGGACAUAUCGGCAUCCACACGACCUCUAAAUGGUGGCAACAACGGAAUAUAAACACCUUGCACGUUGACAGUGGCAAUUCUGGCUGUGGAUUCGUGCCAGUCGCAGGAUCAGCUUCAAGCGAAGACAACUUUGGUUAUUACGAUUUCUCCAACCCCAAUUUCCGCUGUACCGCUAACGACAAGUCAACAACCCAGUGGUGGUUCGGUGGUCAUCUUUGAACAAGAAAACUUGUUCCGGACUCACUCAGGACACGCGAGAAUCUAAAAUCCUAUUAAAACGAUGAAGAAUUUAGUUUGCAAUAAGAAAUUAGACUUUUAAAUAACCAAAAGAAAGUUAACUUGAAAAGGGAUUUAACUAAAUUAUAAAUAUAUGUAUUACACUAGCAAUUAAUUUGUUAGUUUUUCUGAUCAGGCGGCAUUGAGUCUCGUUAACUCAGUAUGACGUUAACGUACUUUUCUUAAUGCAUUGUAAACGAUAACGAUAAGAAUAAAGAUCAGCGUUGGAAAAAUACAA